Molecule: messenger RNA, 693 nt
Organism: Thermochaetoides thermophila DSM 1495
Lineage: Eukaryota; Fungi; Ascomycota; Sordariomycetes; Sordariales; Chaetomiaceae
Exons: 2
Coding region: 1-693 (230 amino acids)
Source: RefSeq, a predicted model, not a curated record
AUGGCCCCCAACAAGUUCAAGAAGUUCACCCGUCGGACCGACCGGUUCGACGACGUAAUUCUGGACGAGGACGGGAACGAAAUCAGCAUGUGGAGCGAGGAGGCCCAGCGGCAGCUGGCCAACGGCCUCCAGUCUGGCGAGGACUCAGCGCCGUCGGGCUCGGAGGCCGACCCUCAGUCUCCCACCUCGCUCCCCCCCAGCGGCGGCGCGCUUCCGCCCCCAACGGAAGCCCAAGGGCCUCCGAUGGGCCGGAACGAGCGCAAGGCCUUGAAAAAGGCCCGCAAGGAGGCGGCCUUGCGCAAGGCCGCGGAGCGCAGCGUCCAGGUGGGCGAUCUGCCGCCCUCGGACUCCGAGUCCGAGGUGGAGGCCCCCCAGCCCGGGCCAGCCACUGGCAGCAGCCAGACUCGUGGGCAGGCUAGCCUGCUGUCCGCCGACGAGGAACUGGACCGCCAGUUCAGUCGGAUGGCGGUCGGCACCGGCAAGGCCAAGAAGGACCCCCGUGCCGAGAUCAAGUCGGAACAGAUGAAGGCCGACUUGGAACGCCUGCGCGUCAUCCGGGAGAGGCGCGAAGCCGAAGCCGCGCGCAAGCAGGCGGAGAAGGAGGCCAAGGCGGCGUCGAUCAAGGCAAAGAGCGCCGAGAUCGAAGCGAAGCUCGCCAAGGCGAAGUCAAAAAAGACUGGGAAGAAGAAAUAA